AUGGAAGAAGUUGAAUUGAAUAAUGAGGAAUUAAGGAAUAAAACAUGUAAUUUAAAUGCCGAUUUCAAGACAGGUUGGUUCUGUAACAAAAAUGGUUCACUUUUAAAAACAUAUGAGUGGCUUGUUAAAAAUGCUUUCGGAAUUAUAUUGUUAAUACAUGGAUUCAAAGCUAAUAGUCGAAUAAAUUUUAUGCCAUUAAGAUAUGGCACUCCAUAUUAUAGUGAAGACUUAGGAGACGAUAAUAGUCCCUAUAUUUAUAAAAAUAGCUGGAUUGAAAAAUUUAAUCAAAAUGGCUAUUCAGUAUAUACACUAGACUUGCAAGGACAUGGUGAAUCACAAACAUUUGAAAAUUUUAAUGGCAAUUUUGAUUCUUUUGAUGAUCUAGUUGAUGAUGUAAUACAAUAUAUGAAUCACAUUCAAGAUGAAAUCUCAAAUGAUAAUCAAAUGGAUGAUGAAUCUCAUGAUAUAGUAACAAGUGAAAAAAAAAGACUUCCUAUGUAUAUUAUUGGGUAUUCGAUGGGAGGAAAUAUUGCUUUAAGAAUAUUACAAUUAUUAAAUAAAGAAAAAGAAGACAGAAUUAAGGAAUGGAAUUCAAAUAACUAUAAAAAUGGUAACACCAUGUUAGAAAAUUUUACUAAUAUUAAUGAAGUUGACAAUGAUAUGAAUAAUUAUAAUGAUUAUGAUUCCGAUAAUUCCUGUGCUAGUACCUCUGCUACGACAAAUACUAUUUCUAGUGAUAAAGAUGAAGGAUUCUAUAAUUAUUUAGAUAAAUUAAAUAUUAAAGGUUGCGUAUCUUUAUCUGGUAUGAUUAGAUUUAAAACAAUGUGGGAUUUUGGAAACAAUUCAUUUAAUUAUGUUUAUUUACCUAUACUAAAAUUUCUGUCUCAUGUCGCGAAUAAUAUAAUAAUUUCAUCAGAACCCCGUUAUAAAGGGUUUCAGUGUGGUCCUAGUGCAUAUAACCACAAUAAUUAUAUGAAUAUUGAUGGACCAACACUUAAAUCUAUUUAUGAACUCUUAAAUGCAACGAUUACAUUGGAUUCUAAUAUUAAUUAUAUGCCAAAAAAUAUUCCUUUAUUAUUUAUACAUUCACAAGAUGAUCAUAUUUGUUGUUGUAAAGGGGCAAUUUCGCUAUAUAAUAAAAUAAAUGUUAAUAACAAAAAAUUACAUAUUGUUGAUCGUAUGGGUCAUUUUACAACGGCAGCGCGAGGAAAUGAAGAUGUUUUUAAAAAAGUUAUUGAUUGGAUUUCUAAUUUAAGGAAUAAUGAAGAUGAAAAAGAAGAUGAAAUAGACUAUGAAAAAGAUUAUGAAAUAUAUGAUAAAAAAGAUUUUGAAAUCGAUUUUGAAAUAGACUAUGAAAAAGAUUAUGAAAUAUAUGAUAAAAAAGAUUUUGAAAUCGAUUUUGAAAUAGACUAUGAAAAAGAUUAUGAAAUAUAUGAUAAAAAAGAUUUUGAAAUACAUGAUGAAAAAGAAAGUGUGCAUUAA
This is a messenger RNA of Plasmodium yoelii, 1482 nucleotides long. RefSeq names its product lysophospholipase, putative. Gene Ontology annotation, molecular function: lipase activity. Gene Ontology annotation, cellular component: membrane. Lineage: Eukaryota; Apicomplexa; Aconoidasida; Haemosporida; Plasmodiidae. The transcript has a single exon. The record is from RefSeq and is a predicted model, not a curated record. The coding region runs from base 1 to 1482 and encodes 493 amino acids.